Molecule: messenger RNA, 2267 nt
Organism: Oncorhynchus kisutch (coho salmon)
Lineage: Eukaryota; Metazoa; Chordata; Actinopteri; Salmoniformes; Salmonidae
Product: syntaxin-12-like
Exons: 10
Coding region: 273-992 (239 amino acids)
Biological process (GO): autophagosome assembly; vesicle fusion; intracellular protein transport
Cellular component (GO): endomembrane system; synaptic vesicle; SNARE complex
Molecular function (GO): SNAP receptor activity; SNARE binding
Source: RefSeq, a predicted model, not a curated record
GUAUCCACCAAUCAGAAGAAAGGAAAGGCGGGAGCGAGACAGCCGUUGUUAGGGGCGGAGAGUCAUUUAUCUUGUCAGUGGAUCCAACAUCUUGCUGUCUGUUUUCCAGGGUUUAUACACAUCGUUGGUGUUGGGACGGUGUCUUUUUGACGAAGGUGCAAAACGAAUGUUUGCUACAGCCAGCUAAACAAUAUACAUACGUUCCCAAUAUACCUGCCACCCAGCCCCCAGCAGUCUUCACCCAGGAAAAAGAGCACACCGGACAGACCGCAAUGUCUUCUGGUAAAGCAGACCGCUAUCUCACCCAGCCACGAGACUCCAAUACCCUCAUCCAGGCAUGCAGCUCCAACAUCCAGAAGAUCACACAGAACACUGCCAAGAUAAAGAGCAUGGUGAAUCAGCUGGGGACGGGACAAGACACCAGCGAACUGAGGGACAGUCUGCAGCAGAUACAGCACUUUACAAACCAGCUGGCCAAGGAGACCAACAAGCACCUGAAAGACCUGGGCUUCGUCUCACCAUCUUCAGCACCUUCUGAGCAGAGGCAACAGAAGAUCCAGAAGGACCGGCUGAUGAAUGAAUUCUCCGCUGCCCUCGACAACUUCCAGGCCGUACAGCGCCAGGCAGCACAGAAGGAGAAGGAGUCUGUGGCCAGAGCCCGAGCUGGUUCCCGUCUCUCAGCUGAAGAUGGUGUCUCUGAGGAACAGCUUGUGUCUUUUGAUAACCAAGAUGAUUGGGCUCCGACAAUCACACAGACAGAAGAGGACUUGGCGCUUAUCAAAGAGAGAGAGACUAACAUCAGACAGCUAGAGUCGGACAUCUUGGAUGUGAACCAGAUCUUCAAGGACCUGGCAGUGAUGAUCCAUGAUCAGGGAGAGAUGAUUGACAGCAUAGAGGCCAACGUGGAGAGUGCCGAGGUCCACGUAGACCGAGGGACAGAAAAGCUUCAGAGAGCCGCCUACUUCCAGGAGGAUUGUCUCGUGCCUAACUGAGCCAAGUGUGAGAGCGAGGGGAACUGAGCGCCAAGUGUGAGAGCGAGGGGAACUGAGCGCCAAGUGUGAGAGCGAGGGGAACUGAGCGCCAAGUGUGAGAGCGAGGGGAACUGAGCGCCAAGUGUGAGAGCGAGGGGAACUGAGCGCCAAGUGUGAGAGCGAGGGGAACUGAGCGCCAAGUGUGACCCGAAAUUACAUUUAAGUUGGAUAUUCUGCAUAUUCUUAGUGAAACCAUGGAGCGAUUGACCAACUUAGGCUCACUGUAGCUUUCGGACUACUGGAUUGGCUGUUGAUCCUUUUGCCCUCCGAACAGCCUGAGUUCAUCAGGGCAUGGACUCUGCGAGGUGUUGAAAGUGUAUAAACUGAGCAGUAUAAUAAGAGUCUGGUAGCAACGGUUCUGUUUCUGCAUCUCAACUGUCACCAACCCACCCAUCCCUCCGUCUCUCCCCUCAGCAAAAGUCCCGUAAGAAGAUGUGCAUCUUGGCCGUGGUCCUCUCCAUAGUACUGACCAUACUAGGCAUCAUCAUCUGGCAAGCCACCCAAUGAGAAGAGACUACACCCAACCUUCUUCUUUCACUACUUUAUUCGUUUUGAUCCCCAACCUGAAACACUAGCCCCUGGAGUGGUUUGAGAAAGGGAUUCCCGGCUAGCUCACUGUUGACAGGGGUCAGAGGUCAGGGGAGUGGCAUCAGGGGCAAAGGGAUGGGUCUGAGAUGUAACCCUACCUGUUACCUGACCCCCCCCCCCCCCCCCCCUCUCCUGAGCUCAAGGCCUCCCGCUAACCUCUUCUCUGAGACAACGCGGUAGUAUUUCUAUUCAAAUGAAGGAGAGUAUUGGAGAGCGUGGAUUAAUAAAAAGAGACUCUUAUCUGUUUGUGAUAUUACUGCACUAACACGAACAUUCAUUGUAUUUAAAAAAGCAGAAUAAUUGUUAUUGUAAGGGGUGUCAAUUUUUGUAACCUGUACAUUUCUGACACCUUUUUGUGUGUAAGCAGUUUAGUGUCCCACUCAAUUUCAAGUUAUAGGAGAGGUUUCCCCCAACACACAUUAAACCUCGACUAAAAUAUAUAUAUUUUUUUGAUGGAGGUUCUCCAUUGAGCUUGUUUUGUUGUCCAGGACUAGCCUUAAUCUGUGUUGAGGAAACCACCUCGUAGUCUUUAUAUUGCUUAGGUGAGAUGAAGUUCUGAUAGCACCUUUGUUUUAUCGAACUGUAUACAUGAUAAUAACAAACUAUGGAUGUAAUAAAUACAUUUAAUAACACCGUUGCAUGAGCCAA